CUGUUCUGUUCUGUCCUGUCGAAGAAAAAAAAACCCGAGAGAGACAAAGCAAAGGGAGAUAUUUUUUUUCUUAAAGAGAGGGGGAUAGAGUGCUCAUAGCAUUAAAUAGCUUGCCAAAAAACACACAGAUAUUGCAGUGUUAGCAGCUAAGGCUAAAUAGAGCAUUCAAGAUUUAGGGUUUUCUCUUUUUGUUAUGUUUGUUUCUUUGCUAUUUAAGCCUAUAAGAAUCACUAGACAGCAAAUUUCACCUCCUCCUGGUCUUGUUGCUCAACCAUUCCUUUCCUUUGCAUUGCAGAAUUAGAGAUGAGUAAUACCAAGGAAAAUGAGGACGGAUCAGCUCAUCAGGCGCCUAGUACUUUAGAGACAGAGCAACUAAUUAACGCACAGGUUCCUGUUGAAAAAGCUGAUAAUUCUUCUCCUCCUCCUAACCCUGACACUGUGGAAGCUGAUGUGCCAGACCCUGUGGAUAAUGGGAAUCCUUCACCUCAGGCUGAGGCAGUUGCUGAUAGGAGCACUGGGGAGUUGAAUUCCAUCCCACAGCAACCCCAUCAAGAUUCUGCUCCCCUAUCUCCAUCAGAUGAUGAAAAAAGUUUAGUCACACCUGAAAUUGAAUCCGUGGAAGAUGUCAAAGCCAAUGGAAAUAGUGAUUUGAAACCUGAAACAUGUGCUGGCAAUGGAAUUGCUAUUUCAAGUAGUCAUAUUGAAACUGCUAAACCCACUGUAGAUACUGAAAACAAACCCUCAGACAUAUCACAGGAUACAUCUGGUGGUGAUCCUGGGGCAGUUCCUAAAGAGAGUAAUGAACCUGCUGCACCUCAGGCAGGAUCUUCAGACGUUGAAGAUAAAGUUGAUGACAAGAGAGAAUCAGAUGAUAUAGAUACAUCACCAAAAACUAAUGGAAAAUUAACACCAAGGCGUUCGUUUCUUUUGGAUGAAAACAUUGGUGGUAGUGUAACAGGGACAGAAGACGAACAAAAGGAUUUUCUUAGCGAGCUUCAUAGUUUCUUUAGUGAGAAUGGCAUGGAGUUCAAACCUCCCAAGUUCUACGGAGAUCUCUUAAACUGUCUUAAGCUAUGGAGAUCUGUGAUGAGAUUGGGUGGCUAUGACAAGGUGACCUCAUGUAAGCUGUGGAGGCAAGUAGGAGAGUCCUUUAACCCCCCAAAGACAUGCACUACAGUUUCAUGGACAUUUCGAGGGUUUUAUGAGAAGGUACUCCUUGAUUAUGAAAGACACGUAACAAAUGCUGAUGCUGGUGAGCUUAGCAUCCCCAUUGCUUCCAAGUCUGAGCCCAAGCUGCCGAAACCACCAAAGCUGCCCAAGUCAGAGCCUAAGCAUGUUGACAAUAAGGCAUCAGGAUCGGGUAGAACUCGUAGGGAUGCUGCAGCACGUGCAAUGCAGGGUUGGCACUCACUCCGUUUUCUUGGUAACGGAGAAGUUAGUAGCCCUAUCGUUAAGGACAAGAAUACUAUACCAUUGCAAAAGCGUGAAAAGGAGCUAAAAAACCUUGGUUUACUGAAACGUAAGAAACCAUCGUAUGUGGAACAUGCUGUCAAAUCUCCACGCUCCAAAAGUGCACGAUUGGAUGUGGAGGUGACUGAUGUUGGAACCCCAGCUGAUUGGGUGAAGAUCAAUGUACAGAAAACAGAAGAUAGUUUCGAGGUGUAUGCUUUAGUUCCAGGUCUCCUCCGUGAAGAGGUACGGGUUCAAUCAGAUCCAGCGGGGCGCGUGGUAAUCAGUGGUGAACCAGAGCACGAGGAUAAUCCUUGGGGUGUCGCACCAUUCAAAAAGGUUGUCAGCUUACCCUCGAGGAUUGAUCCGCAUCAGACAACAGCAGUGGUCACCCUGCAUGGACAAUUGUACGUCCGUGUCCCAUUUGGGCAGCCGGACUAAGCAGUUGAAAAAUGUCGUCCAUGGCUGUUAAUGACUCCCAGUCAGGGAAGUGAAUUGUUGGAACUGAAUGGAUUUCAGUCAUGGUUGUGAUUGUCUUUUAUUAGAUUAGCAGAACCUAACUGUGUUAAUGCUAUCAAGGUAGGAGGCUUGUCUUUUAAUUCAACUCGAGUUCUCAACGGCACUUGUUACAUGUCUAGCCUCGGUUUUAUCCAAAUUAAACCUGCAUAUUUUCACAA
Messenger RNA from Populus nigra (black poplar), 2126 nucleotides. Its product is annotated as AT-rich interactive domain-containing protein 6-like. Lineage: Eukaryota; Viridiplantae; Streptophyta; Magnoliopsida; Malpighiales; Salicaceae. Gene Ontology annotation, molecular function: DNA binding. Bases 304 to 1890 code for a protein of 528 amino acids. Gene Ontology annotation, biological process: regulation of transcription by RNA polymerase II. Gene Ontology annotation, cellular component: nucleus. The transcript has 13 exons. The record is from RefSeq and is a predicted model, not a curated record.